Messenger RNA from Bombus huntii, 7441 nucleotides. It is a transcript of the gene pns, whose product is annotated as DENN domain-containing protein 5B. The coding region runs from base 191 to 4195 and encodes 1334 amino acids. Gene Ontology annotation, molecular function: guanyl-nucleotide exchange factor activity; small GTPase binding. NCBI's taxonomy places the organism in Eukaryota, Metazoa, Arthropoda, Insecta, Hymenoptera, Apidae. The transcript is spliced from 20 exons. The record is from RefSeq and is a predicted model, not a curated record.
UUAUUCGCGGCGAGAUCCGCACUCCGCGGAGUCGUGCGUUACGUUCUGUACGCGUCAACAUCAGCUGUUGUUUCGCUGUCGCGUGAAAUGACAGUUUCGUGGAGGUCCAUAAUGUGGAAAUCGUUUUCGUGAGGGUGCUUCUUCGUCUACCGCGGAGGUGAGCCGUAUCUGACCUUUUUCUCCGGGUAAGAUGAACGGGAGCUUGGGAAUAAUGCGCGGACCAGAGCAACAUCCUCAGAGAUUCGCGGAUUAUUUUGUCAUAUGCGGAUUAGACAAAGAUUCAGGCCUAGAGCCAGACAAGUAUUUCGGUGACUCCUUACAAUGUACACCUCUGGACCGAGCGUAUAAAAGCAAAGUUUUGGGACAUUAUCCUGAUUCUGUACCAUGGAACCCCUUCGACGAACACGCUGUAUGCAUGCUCUGCCUGCCAAGCGGCCUGAGAUUCCGAACCCAGAAACACUCGGUGGAACCAACGUUUCACUCGUUCGUGCUCACCAAGGAGGACGGGCACAGAACCUACGGGUUCAGUCUUGUUUUCUACGAGGAGUGCCGGAAUCGCAAGAUAUGCGCGGCUAUGCAAACUCUGCAGGCGAUGCACAUCACGGAACUGAGCAGCGGGCAAAACGGUACACCACCAACGGCAAGAAAAGGCCAGGAUGGACAUAACACGCGAUCGUUGCCACGGCAUUUCAAGCUAUCAGCACAUUCACCAGGUGCUGCGUUAGGCUACUACGACUCUACCAAAGACAAGUUGCUAGUGACUAAAUCGAUAUCCUUGCUAUGCCAGCAGCCUUACCUUCAUGCCGCGAAAACGUUCCUGACUAAUCUCUACAAAUGUGUUCCUAGACAUCCAGGACCUGGUCUUAGUUUAGAGUCAUACGUAUACAAUUUGUUGUACAAUGUGCCGGUACCAUUACCUGGAAAGUCGUUAAAGUUCUUCAUUCCCAAUGACGAGCCAGCGAAAUCGCCAUUAGAGCUGGUUAUCCAUCAGCCAACGCCAUCGCAGGAGUUACAAAUGCUAGAUUACCCUCUGAAGGAUAUAUUCGCAUGGCUUGGAGCGGAUUGUGUGAUUCAAUUGUUUACAUGUGUCCUAUUGGAGAAUCAAGUAUUACUCAGAAGUUCAGAUUUCCACAAGUUGAUGGUGGUAUCCGAAUGCAUAACGGCGCUUCUCUUUCCGUUUUCCUGGCAACAUGUGUACGUGCCGAUAUUGCCCGCCAGUCUACAUCACUUCUUGGACGCGCCGGUACCAUUUAUAAUGGGUUUGCACGCGCAAAGUGAGGGCGGUGUAUUGAAAAUUGCCAGCGAAGCAAAUCUUUGUUAUGUAGAUAUAGAUAAGCAAAGUAGCCAAUUUCCAGAAGAGUUACCUGUAUUUCCACAUAAAAUGCAAUUUAUUGCCGAGAUUAGAGCUCUCUUAAACAAGUACAAAGUACCACACGCGGGAAAGACUGAUAACACGGUCAUAAAUCAUUAUAACGGUGACAUCAUGACUAGUAGUUUGACGCUUCCUGGUUCUGGAUGUCAUCUUCCUCGCAGAAAACAUUCGUUACACGAUGUCUUGGAUUGGAAUCGACCGGAACCGACGUCACAAUCAGACACGUUACAAAGGAUAGUAGAUAUCGCUAAAAGAACUGUGAACGUGGAAGAUAUUGAUUCAGUGGAAGAUAACGUGAAAGAGCAGAUACUCUCACCUCAAGAAGAAUAUCAAGAGAUGCUUAUGUUUAACAAUGCCAUUAGAGAGAUUUUUUUGAACCGUUUUGUACAGAUUUUUUCUAAUUACGAACACUUCGUUAUUCAACCAAGUCAGGACAAAGAUGAAUGGUUGAAUAAUAGGGAUAGUAUGCAUGUUUUUGAUAAGGCUACAUUUUUAUCUGACCAACCCACACAGCAUUUGCCAUUUUUAUCGAGGUUUCUAGAAACACAAAUGUUUGCAUCUCUUGUCGACAGCAAAGUUAUGUCAACGUGGAGUGAGCUUGAUUUUAACACACGAGUUUUUGAUCAAAGAAUUUCUCUCUUAAGGAAAAAAGUUGGAGAAGGUAUUGUAAGAUCGACACGUUAUGAACCUUGUACAAGUAUUGAAGAAUCGCAAAAGGUAUUGGAACAAAGGUUGACAAACGUAGAUUUUGAAACGAAUCCACCUACAGAGAUCGUUCCUCAUAGAGCAGCGUAUUUUCGAAGUUUUCCCUUGUUAGACAGUGUAGCAUUAAAUAAGGAGCCAACUCAAAGUAUACUUCGUAGUCGGAGAGGUCAGACUCAAUGGAAGUAUAAAAUGAAAUCUAUGGAGUCAAAUGGGAAAACUCCAGUACCUCAAGAAACACAAUCACCUCGACCUCAAACUAAGCUCUCUGCAGAUAUGAGUCCAGCAUUAAUAGCACAAGCAAAUUGGACAUUUGUUGAAAAAUUGCUCAAAGAUUGUAAAUCAAAAACAAAAAGAAUGUUGGUUGAAAAAAUGGGUUCUGAAGCAGUUGCAUUAGGUCAUGGCGGUGAAUCGUUAUCCGAUGUCGAAGAAAAUACGCUAGUUGCCAGUCUCUGUGAUCUCCUAGAACGAGUUUGGAGUCAUGGAUUGCAAAAUAAACAAGGGAAAAGCGCUCUUUGGUCGCAUCUUGCCAUGUAUCAAGAAGAAGAGUGCAACGACCCGAGUAAACCAAUAGAUCCUAAUUUUCUUUCUCCUGCCAAGAAAUCACCAAGUAGCUUUUUUGGAUUACCAGAGCGUUUAAUUUCAUCUUUAAAGGGCAAAAAUAUUUUUGAAAUUGCUUCUUAUAUCAAGGAGAAUUUUAAUGAUCUACCAAACCUGGCAUUGGAGAUCGACUCGCCUACACGAGGCACGGAUAAGCACAAGUCUCCUGGCGACAGAAAAAUUGGCCCUGAACAUUUGAGGCCUUUGCCUAAUUCUUUGCUUUUUGAUAUUCGGAAUGUACAGGCAAUGACUGAUAUUAAAACGCAUAUUGGAUAUGCUAGAGCCUGGGUUCGAUUAGCACUUGAAAAGAAACUUCUUUCUCGUCAUUUGAAAACUUUAUUAUCAGAUACCAGAUUGUUAAGAAGUCAGUAUAAACGCUCGGCAUUUUUGCGUUGCGAAGAAGAAAAGGAACAAUUCUUAUACCAUCUUUUAACGUUGAAUGCCGUCGAUUACUUCUGCUUUACAAACAAUUAUCCAACUACGAAAUUGCCAUACAGGGUCGUUAUAUUUCCUAGUCGAAAAGCUAGCGCAGCUACUACUUCGGCAAACAGUUGGAUCGCUAUUUCUGGUACAUUGUGUGAAACAAAUCCAGUGCCAAUUCCCAAGGGAGCGUUGGAAUUUGUGUUUCAUCAUAAGAAUUUGGGCGUGCUCUCUACAUUACGUAUAGGACAUGACAAUACAGGUCUUUCGCCAAAGUGGAUGGUAGAACAUGUUGUGGUGAGAAAUGAAGUUACAGGGCACACAUUUAAAUUCCCUUGUGGUAGAUGGCUUGGCAGAGGUAUCGAUGAUGGAUCUACUGAAAGAUUAUUAGUAGGUGCCUUGGUACCACGUAAUAUCGAUAGUGAAGAAUUGGUUGAAUCAUGUUCAACACCACCAAGAUGUAGGUCUCCUAGUAUACCUAGACGUCCUAUAGUGUCUCAAGUCGAACUGCAACAUAUGUUAGGAGAGUCUGUAAACGCGAUUGUCAAAUUCCACUAUAGAAGAGAAUGUCAGGAUGGUUCUUUGACUGCUUUACUUUGUGGGGAAGGUGGUCUUGUGCCAUCUUUAGAGCAGAUAUUUUUAUUCGGUUUUAAGAACCAAAGAAUAUUUGGGAAAAAUUUUUACGUUUGGGAUUAUCUCUUACGUGUAAAAGAAAAUUUUGAAAUUUCUUUGCUGGAAGAAAUGGACGAAUAUUCACAGAGGCUGAAUAGAGAUAGACGAAUUCACGCAGAGAAUAAUCAAAGAUUUACGACUUUAAGAUGUUAUUGUCAUCUUAUUGAUCAAAUUAACUUAUUCAGUCAAACUCUUGGUAAAGAUGGAAAAUUUCAGUUAUUCAUUUGCUUAGCAGCAAGAGAACAGCUUCUUCAUUCAAUGCUUCGGCCAAUGAGUGAAGCGCGCUCUACUGCAGACAUGUAUGAAGAAACUUCUUUCUUAAGAAAUACUACAUUAUUAAAUUUCCUUAUUCACAUUCUUGAACCACUAAGCGAAUUUCACAUUGUCCUCGAAAAGAGCUUGACUCAUGGAAUUUCUAGUAUAUGUUAAUUUAUCAUAAACAUUCCAAUAAUUAGGUAAGAUAUGCUGGAUUUUUUGCUAUACGCUGCACUUUACAAAAUUUUUAUUUUUAAAUGAUUGCAGAAUAACUUAAAUUUGAUCAUAUACUUUCCUGUAGGAUACAUGUCUUUAAAACGGCACAAUUUAUAAAAUUCUAAAUAAUACGAGGCGAACAGGAUAAAUGUUAUAGUAUUGGAAAAAUGAUAAACUUUGUAAAACUCUACUAUUAAGGAUCUAAGAGAAAUUUAAUAAUGCAAAUGAAGACUGUUAUGCUGAUGUAAAAUAGUCGUUUUUAAAUGAUGAAUUGUUUGACAGAAAGUUGAUAUAUGAGUGAUAACGAAAACAAAGAUCUUUCUCUGUUCCGGAAGUUGAUGAUAUUGAUAACAAUAAGAGUUCAGUGAAAAGAUAGAUGAUCUAAUUUCGCCCAUCUUGCCGUAGAUAAUUGAUAGAGAAACUAGUUAAGAUUGUUGAAACUGACGUAUCGUGUACCAAAGAUGUGAUCCUAUUAGUUAUUACUAUUAGUAUUAUUGAUAUUAUUAUUACUAAGGAUUUAGUUUUUUUUACAAUUUUUGCCGUAAGCAGAAUAUCUAAAGAGCGUGCAAACAACGUAUAUUGCAAUAAUUAAUAAGUUAGACAAGAUAAAUAUCAAUUUUGUACGUUCCAUUAUUUAUUACAUUAAUCGAAAUCAUUAAUAAUAGGAAAUAUAACUUUGUCGAGAGAAAUAUUAGAAUAGGAAAAAAUUUACGACUUGUUAAUUUUAAUCUUUCUCCAUUCUCAUAAACCACAUUAUGUUAAAUCAUGAAAAUGGUCGAUUAAUUUUUUAAUACGUUGUUUAUACACACUUGUGAACAGAUACCUGCUUUAUUAGUUAAUACUAUUUCCUUUACCUUUUUUUAUCGAAUAUGAUCGAAGAUUUUUUUAUUUUUACUUAUACGAGUACUGAGCUGCAAGAAACAAUAACGUCAAAGUUUAAGACUUAAUAUUAGCAAUUUAUAUUUCUUCUCUUGUAAAAUUUGAAAUUCAAUUAGUGUAUUGUAGUUCGAUUCGAAAUCAGAAGCACGUAAUAUAUUAUGAAACAUUUAUGCGCAUAUUCAAGAAAAAAUGGACCAACCGAUUUAAUCAUUUAUUACAAGUUUCGAAGUGUGACAAUUGAUUUUUGACGUGCAAGCUGCUUCUUCGAAGUUUUAAUGUAAUUGAUGAUCAAGAUAAGUAGAAUACUCCACUAAUUUGAAGAAAUAGUUUUUAGAGUUCAAUUUUAUCGCUAGCAUUUCACUGACAUUCAAUAUCACAUCCCAUUGCUAAAAAUUGUUCUUUCGUAUUAUUAACCAGUGUACUAUUGCUCAUUCUUCGUAAAGCACGCGUGAAUAAUAUUUUUUAUUAUAAGCUUUAAUGUUUAACGAGUUUACUUGGGUAUACUACAAUUUUUGAAAAAAUCUUAAUAAUUUCAAUGAUACUAAAUUUUUGGGGGUUUCGUUUUACUUUUUUGCUAUUUUAUUCUGAUAUUAAACACAGUUAAAAUUAAACAUUAAAUUUAAUUUUAAAUAAAGAAUUACUAAUUCUACAGAAUUUUAAGCAUUGAAAAAAUAUUUCGUUAAGUAAAAAAAUUUAAUACAACUAUUUCUCAUUUACAAUUCACCUUAAAUUUAAUUACUUUUGUAUCUAAUCUUUUAAAAAAUAUUAAUUUCAAGCAGAAAUAAUUUUAAAUAUCUUUUGUUGAUGUAACCAUAAAAUAUACAAGGUUGCAAAGUCAAAACAUCAAGUAUGUAUUCACACGUGUUCAUUGUGUACAUUCAUGACAUUGAUACAUAUUAAGAAAUAAUUUAUAGCGAGUCUCUCGCACCUGUGGCCAAAUUUAAAAGUUUACCGUGUCAUCUUUUACAUAGAUCCGUGGAUGUAAAACUUUAAUUCUAAUAUCUGUUAACACAUUGCUUAUUAACUAAGAGUAUCUUUUAAUACAUUUUUCAACGUUAAGUUUCAACUUUUUAUAUAAUAUCCGUUAUUACAUUUUAAUCUUUCUGAAAAUAGAAUGAUUCUUUAUCUCCUCAAUUAUAAAAUAUAAAUUUACCAACGUAUAUAUCAUAUAGAAAUUUUAUAUCUAAGUAUUCUAUACUUAUAUUUGUAUUCUAUUGUAUGCUGUUUUAUCAAAUAAUAUUGAAGUGGAAAGCAAUGUGUUAAUAAGUGAAUAGGAAAAUGAAUAGGACAAAAAAAAGAAGAGUAUAGAAUUUGUUAGUUAUGUAUCAUUAGUUGUUUCAUCCGGAACAUACAUUAAGAUUUGUUUGUUAAUUAAUUACGUUGCUGUAUAUUGUUGACAAAAAUAAUGAAAUACUCGCUUAAUGAUCUGGUUGGGUUACUUUCCCUAGAUUUUGUAGGAAAAAAAUAAAACGGUUGUACACAUAAAAUUAUGUUUCAUAUCAGUUUUAAACGGAUUAUUGUAUAUUUUGUUGUUUUAACAAUAAUCACGUUUAAUCAAAAGGGGAAACAAAAAAUUGUAUUUUAGGUAAUUGUAAAAUGUGUAUUGUGAUCGUUUUGUUGUUAAAUUGGAGGAUAGUGCGUUGCACUUUAUAUUAUUUACUUUAUUAUGCUUUGGAGCAUGCCUGGUGUCGUCAUGUUAAAGUUGCCUAUAAUUUUAAUCUCUCUAUGAUCUUCAAUAAAGUCAAAUGUUAAAUGGAAUUUAUACAAAAUAUGUACAAUAGAUAUUUUUAAAAUAUUAAUAUUACAGAAAAAAAUGGCGAGAUAAAUUAAAAGCUAUAAUGAAUUAUGUAUAAAUGAAUUUUUUUGUUAUUUUUAAUAUACAGAAUGGUUCAUUAUUAAAUAAAAUAUUUAGGAUUAUAAUUUUAUAAAUUUUUACUUGGAAAGGAUUGUAAAAUACUUCAUAUAUCAGCAAAAUGAUAUAUAAUUAGUGCAAACACGUAGUUAAAGAGCUUAAAAUAUAAGCUUCGUAAUAAUAUUUCAGACACUUCAACAUGACGAUGUGCGCUUAUUCACAAUACUCAAACAAGUAGUUUAUGCGUAAGUAUCGAUCUAAGAUUUAAAAGUCAUGUCCAUGUAAUCACGAUCCAUGCUCGAUCGUUCCAUAGAUUCCUUACCAAGUUUGUAUAUAAAUUAAAAAUUAAAGCUUCAUGUAACGUAUAAUAGGAUCUUUUACAAGGUAAGCGCCACAUAAUAUAAUUGUAUAUAUAUAAUGUAAAACAAAAUACUAUAAUACUGUACAGUAGAAUAAAGAAUUACCAAAACUGA